Molecule: messenger RNA, 1032 nt
Organism: Vigna radiata var. radiata (mung bean)
Lineage: Eukaryota; Viridiplantae; Streptophyta; Magnoliopsida; Fabales; Fabaceae
Exons: 2
Coding region: 1-1032 (343 amino acids)
Source: RefSeq, a predicted model, not a curated record
AUGGAUGCCAUCCUGGGUUUCCAUGAAAUUGAUGAAAUUUUCAAAGAAGGGUUUAAAGAUCUUGCAAAGACUGCUACAGAUGAAGAAAAUAAAGCGUUUAAAGAGAACAUAAAAUUGGAUUGCAAGGCACGCAUGAUCUUGCAUCAAUGCAUUUCAGCAACGAUUUUCCAAAAGGUAUCCAAGGCUACGACAACAAAGGAAACUUGGGAAAUUCUACAGGAUGGGUAUGGAACUGCGGGCAAUAUAAAGGAGAUUAAACUACAGUCACUGAGACAACAGUAUGAGCUUCUGAACAUGGGGGAACAAGAAACGAUUCAAGGUUACAUCAGCAGAAUUCAGGUGAUUGUGAACGCAAUGCGGGCAUGCGACAAAAUCGUUAAGGACAAAAAGAUAGUUCAUAAGAUCUUGCGUACGUUGACACCCCAGUACGACCACAUUGUCGUGGCGAUUGUAGAAAGUCGAGAUUUGGAGAAGAUGAAAGUGGAGGAAUUACAAAAGUCACUUGAGGCUCACGAACAGAUACUGUUAGAAAGGAAAGCUGCAGAACAAGAUGCGACCCAGAUCAGCCAAGCAUUACAAGCCAAGAUGCAAAAGGGUUGUGGAUUCAACAGAGGUAGAGGUAGAACACGAGGUGGUCGUGGAGGCAAGAAACGGAGGAAGUUUGGUCAUUAUUCAAGUGAGUGCUGGCACAAUGAAGAUAAUAAGAAAGAAAAAGGUGGUGAGGUGAAUCUUGCGAAGGAAGAACUUACUUCAGAUUCGGACCAUGUAGUAUUGAUGAAUAUUGUUGUGGAUAAAAGACAGGACAGUAAGUGGAAAACACGUGGUGAUUCCAUGCAUUGUGCACUUGGCAGUAUCAAAGACAAGUGUCAAAGAAUUGAAAGAAAUGUGUCUCAAAAGGAACAUGUGUCAACGCUUGGAGAAAUGACCCUUGCAGAGGAACAAGUGUCAAGGAGAGCUGUCUCAAAAGAAAUAUGUGCCACAAUGCCACUAAAUGAAGAUGUGACACUAGCUGGAGUCACUAACUACACGUAG